AAGAAACUCAUUAAAUUUAUUAAGGAAGAAUCCGAGAAAAAAAUUACAAAUUUUAAACGACCAAACUUAGAUGAGCAGCAUUCAGAACGCACAGCCCCAAAAAGGAAUAGAACAAGUACUAGCAGAAGUAGUUUGUCGCCAUCUGAAACUGAUACAGAAAGUGAUACAACUAACUGUGCUUUAAUGAAUAAUCGGGUGAAUAAUAAUAAUUCACUUCAUAAUUCGGCACUGCAGCAUGUUAUAAAUAUUAGUAAGAAUUAUAUCGAAAAAUUUUCGAAGGAAGAGUUUAACAAUGGCAGAAUUGAUCAAGAGAAACUAACCGAUUUAUUAGAUAGAUCCAAAAACAUAAAAGUUGAGAUGGAUGGCAUUUUAAAUGCAAAAAUAUCAUGUCCAUUAUGUACCUUUAUCUCGUCCGCAUACUCAGUAAAAAACUCAAAAACUGGCCGAAAAUGGGUCGUUUCAAACUUUUUAAGACAUUAUCGAACACACUUUAAAUGCAGUGAAAGCAAAUCACUUGCCUCCAGAAAAUCUCAGAAGGAGAAGGUGCCCUAUAGUAUAGUAAAAUUCCUGAAAAAAAAUACUGCUGAUGAAACUGGGAGCUCAAAUACUCCACCGAAUUUUUAUACAAUUAAUGCCAAUUCUGUAGCUUCUACAUCAUGUGCUACAUCAUCAGCUAUUCAGUAUGAAAGACAAUUCAAUAAUCAUUGUGAGCUCCAACAAUAUAUACCCUAUGAAGCGGAAACAUCCUAUCACCAUCCAACAAAGAUUAAUAUAAUAUCCCACGUCAUUAAACCUGCAAACAGCGAUCAGCCAAGAAUCAUAAAUCAGUCAUUUGAAUCCGAUAUGUUAAAUACUAAACAAAUUCAAGAUGAACCUGAGCUCGAACCUGAACCAUUAUUAGACGAGUUCACAAAUUCAAAGUCAACUCUGCUACAAAUUGAUGAGGUAGCCGAGGAGGUAACUGAUAAUUACCAAAAUAGCAGUCGAGGUAGCAGUCCAAUCGCAAAUGAAAUCGAAGUUUUUGACGCAAUUAACGAUUUAACCUCGGAUUUAACAAACGAUUCAUCACAACCUGACGAUUUUUUCUGCCAUGGCAGUGUUGCCAGUAAGGAUGUUUCAGAGAAAGUAAAGCCUCCCAACGAGCCUCCCAAAAAUAAAUUACGAUUGUUUAGUGGUAGCAAUUCCAGACGCGAAAGGUCUUUACGAAACUUAAAUGAGCUUCCUUACAAUCAAAUACAAAUAACAAACUUUAUGACUGUUUUAGAAGAAGUAAUAGAUAAAAAUCCUGAAGUUACAAAUACCCUAAAAAUUAUCACAGAAAAUAAAAGCUUAAAUAAAUUCAACUACGAUACAAAGGGACUGUUAAAAUAUCUCUUGGAAUCAGCAAUUGAAAAUUCAAAAAGCAAAUCAAAGAAUGCAAAUAAAUUUGACGAAGCAAUUAAACGUUUCUGGCUUUACAUUUUUAUUACCGCCGGUAGGAUGACCUACGAAAUCUUGUACUCAAAUUUAAAAAACAUAUUACCAUCUAUUACUACCAUUCACCGACAACUGGAAGAAAUUGACAAUAUUUUAGAGGGUGUUGUAAGAAUCGAAGAUCUUAAAUUAUAUUUGGUGAAGCGAAAAUACCCCCCUGUGAUUUUUAUUUCUGAAGACCAAACAGCACUUAUUAAAAAAGUACAAUAUGAUUCUUCAAUAAACGAAAUGAUUGGUUUCGUAGCACCAUUAAACAAAAAUACGGGAUUUCCUUGCCUUAUAAAAUUUCCAGUGGACUCGAUUUGCGACAUUGAAGAAGCUUUUAAAAAUGAAAGUUUGGCCAUAAACGCGUACAUUUUUAUGGCUCAGCCAUUAGUAGAUGGAUCCCCUGCUUUCUGUAUAUCUGUCUUUGGCAGUGAUAAUCGAUUCACAUAUGAAAAUGUUUCUAAACGUUGGCAAUAUCUUGUAAAAGAGGCAGAAAAACAUGACAUAACAAUUUUGGGGUUUUCGAGUGAUGGCGAUACACGAUGUUUAAAGAGUAUGAAAAUUUUAUCAAAAUUACCACUAAUCUCAGAUAAUCCAUACUCACCAUAUUAUCAGGCAGAAUUUAAUUUAGAAAAUCCCACUGUAUUUCAAGAUACUAUACACAUAUCAACUAAGCUGAAAACUCGACUACUAAACCAAAAUAUUUGUAUGAACAUGGGAGGAAAGCAGGUAUCUGUAGAAAGUAUUCGAAAAGUAAUUGAAAACUACUCAAGGGAUAAACAUUUACUCUGUAAGAGCUUUCUCGAUUCUUCCGAUAAAAUGAAUUUUAAUGCAAUCGACAAAAUAAGUUCUGAACGAGUUACAAAUCUACUCGUGGAAAUUCCUGACGCUGAAGCUACUAGGCAAUAUUUAAUUUUAACACGGUAUAUCUUGGAUGCAUUUUUGUUAAAAGAUAUCAGUAUAGAACGGAGGAUAUAUCUCAUUUGGUAUGCUACUUUUUUUAUGCGCAUUUGGAGAUCCUGGCUCAAAAAGAAUAACCAAAGUAUUCAGAAGAAAUUUAUUACUUCAAAUACAUACACAUGCAUAGAGCUAAAUGCUCAUGAAAUUAUCCUUGCCAUUGAGCAACUUCGUCAAAAACAAAUUCCAGAAGCUUUUCUUCCAUGGUUGUUUAGCAGUCAGUCAUGCGAAAAAAUAUUUAGAGAAACACGAUCUAUGAGCAGUACCUUCUCCACCGUAAUAAAUUAUACACUACUUGAACUAUUAAGACGCUUAAAACGCAUACAAGCUAUGCAUGAAAUCAGCACUGAUUUAGGUGCCGAGUUUAUAUUUCCCCGACAAGAAAACAAUAGAUUGGGCGAUGAUUCCCCUUCUUAUCAAAUUAAUCAUCUUCCAUCAGUGGAACUUAUUAAGCAUACAAUCGAAAAAGCCAAAGAAGAUGCAAUAUCAAGUGCUAGACAGUUUGGUAUGGAAAUGAAUACGGAAUGUUGGUUAAAUGUUGACUUACUAACUGAACAAAUUCCAUGUAGUACAGAACUUGAAGAGGAAGAAGAAUUAGAUGACAGUGUUAUAGAUCAUAAGAAUCGAAAGAUCGAGGAAAAGAUCACUCUCGAAACCCCACUCGAGUCCGGCUUGCCUAAAGAAGACUCAGAUUUUCUUCAGUACACAUCAAAGUUUGACAAUUACGAUUCGCUACAAUUAAAGGAUUUUUCAGGGCAAAAAAAAAUACACAAGUCAUGUCUAGCGGUGACGCUUAAUGAUGGAAAAACCAGAAUACUAAAAAAAUCAACUUUAAUUUGGUUCUUCUCCGAGAAGCAGGGGCGUUUAUCGACUGAUCGAUUAUUAAGAGUUAAGGGGAUGUCCCUUAAAAACAUUCAAAAGAAAAAGUCGGGAAUCCAGCUUAAUAAGACCUUAAAAAAUAAAUCUAAACGAAGUGGAAGAAAUAGUAAGCUAAGCGAGAAGCAGAGGCGAAAGGAAGAAGAUAGCACGUCUGAAUCAGAAUCAGACAUUAGUUUGGCUAGUGAGAUCCUAAGCGAAGAUUUCUCUGAUUUAGAAGAACGUUCUGGUAAAACCAUGUCCAAUAUCGAGUCCAUUAGCUUAGAUUCAUAUUAUGCUGUGUACUAUGACAUACAAUGGUAUCUAGGGCUAGUAAUUAACUGUAAAUCAGAAAAGUUUAAAAUGAAGUUUUUACAACAGGACAAGGAUAUUUUUAAAUGGCCCAAAAAAGACGAUAUACAAGAAGUUCAUCGACGUUUCAUUUUUCAUGGACCUAUCACAUUAUGUGGCUGUGAUCCGUUUACCAUAAAGAGAAACGAUUUGGUUGUCAUUAACAAAAAAUACAAAGAUUUUAAAUGUUAAUAAAUUAUCUAUUUAGAUAUUAUUUAUCAGCAUCUUUUUUUUAAUAGGUAAUGAUGUUUUAGUUUUUUUUAGCCAAUGUAUUUAUUUUUGCCAUGUUCCUAUUGCAGUACCUGACUCAAUAUUUUUAGUACAAUGUUCUUUUUCAUUCUGUUUAA
Sitophilus oryzae (rice weevil) is the source of this 3968-nucleotide messenger RNA. RefSeq lists its product as uncharacterized. The transcript is spliced from 4 exons. Bases 184 to 3813 code for a protein of 1209 amino acids. Lineage: Eukaryota; Metazoa; Arthropoda; Insecta; Coleoptera; Curculionidae. The record is from RefSeq and is a predicted model, not a curated record.